Molecule: messenger RNA, 15073 nt
Organism: Porites evermanni
Lineage: Eukaryota; Metazoa; Cnidaria; Anthozoa; Scleractinia; Poritidae
Source: the annotation of a GenBank genome assembly
AUGCAAAGCUUAGCUUUACAAAGUGCUCAUUUUGAUGCGUUUUGCCCAAGUCAGGUUUCUUCCGCGGGAUCAGUUCAGUUUUCUGCCUCGACAAUGAGUCUUACACGAGUUCAAGAUGUUUCAGUACAAGACAUCCAUAAAAGGAAAAAGCCUCGAAAACACUAUGUAAGUCAGUAGUUCUGUGUUGUCCUUUGUCUUGUGGCAAGUCGCCACCCUUUUCUCGCCCCAGGCCAUGUAAGGGAAUCCAAGACAGUAUUGGAUUCUGGAUUGCACGCUGUGGGUUCCAGGUACUGUAUUCAGUAGUCUUUAGCAGUGGAAAUUGGAUUCCGGAUUCCAAAGACUAACGUUCAUCUCCGCCUGACUUAUUCUGUCUUACAACUUCUUUAUUCAAACAUAAUCAGUCGGGUUGGAACAAUCGCAAAAAAGGUUCAAAUGAUUAUAAUUUUCUUCAGGAUGCUUUUGAUGGCAUAGCCGUUGUUGGAACGUUAGUUCCCAACUGAUUGCGAACGAUCAAUCCCCUUGGGAGUCAGUCAUGAAGUUUAAAAUCGCCCCAUGCAAGGGAAUCAGGGAAAAUUUUCUUGUGGAUUCCGGAAUCCUUACUAUAAAUUAAGUGUAUCGUUCAGGGCUGUUGGUAAAGAAACUAAAUAUUAUCCAUCAUCUGCACGGAUCAAUUGAGGUUUCUGGGUAACUGACCACCUACCCCUCCCCUAAGUCACAAUUUUGCCCAAAAUGAAAAGUAAGUGUUAAUGUUGACUUAGGAAGGGGAAGGUGGUGAGUUACCCAGAUUAAACCACAAUUCAUCUGAGCUAACUCAGGACAUUAUGUAAUGAAUGAUUAGGCAUACGUCAUCCAUGUUCAGUGGCAAGAUGGGCCAAUCAUUCCAGUUUACAGAAGUUACGACACCUUGCUUGAACUGCAGGUAACAAUAUUCUUCUAUUUCUACUCGUUUUUGUACCUCUGUACGGCACACUGUUUUCGCUUAUUUUGUGACAGCGCGGAGGGUGGAACCGAUACAAUAUCCGGGUUACGUUAUCACAGUUAUUAGCUGUCUUGCCAGUUAUCUGUCCUGUAAUUCUACAUCGCAUCCACUAAUAACCUCGUCUGUAUUCUUAUUUGAUGCAAAUCAAUAUUUGAAACUAGGUAAUAAAAGUGCUGAUCUCAAUGUGUGUUACUAAAUUACUCUCACUGAGGCAAUGCCAACACGUAUUCUUUUUUGUUCAAAAAAGAGGUUUUUUUUAUCCGUUUCGGCCUACCGUCUACAAGUAUCCGGUGACCGAAAACGCAUCUUUUCAAAACGCUCUCCAGCCUGGUGAGUUUAGGAAACGUCAGCUUCUCAUUUACACGUGGACAGAAGAAAACGGAGGUUUUCAAUUACAGUGAUGUCAGAAACCGAUCAAUCGGUUCCUGGAUGAUAUCAUACAUCAUAUACUACGCAUGCUCUGUGAGAAAUGCUAUCGAAAUUCGUGUGCACGGACGAAAGCGAUUCAAAUUUGCUGCUUGUGGACACGUGUUUUUUUUUUUCUUCAAAAUCGGAGGAAUAUUUGGAUACGUAUGGCGGGACCUGAAAGUCUUUCCCAGCCCAUGUUACUCUUUAAAAAUGAGCAGAUAAAAUAGCCUCGUCCUGAGGAGAAUUUUGGCACGAACUGCACGAGCUGCACGUGCAACUAUUUAACAAUUUGCAUAAUAAACACAUCUGCAUAUAUUACCACUGUCAGUUGACUUCCUGGUUCAGUUUGAGUUCAGAAGCCUGCCAGGUUAUGUUUGUCUCAACUCACAAUAAGCGCAAAAGUUCGUUAUUGAUCAAGCUGUAUACAAGCCAAAACUGCCUUUACGAACUCAGAACUUUCCCCAAUCUAAAGAUUGAGAAUUUAAGAUUCGGAAAGGCCAAUAGAUAAACUAUUCAUAGAUUUUUCAACUCUCAUGAAUUCCGCCCGGCUAGCUCAGUCGGUAGAGCAUGAGACUCUUAAUCUCAGGGUCGUGGGUUCGAGCCCCACGUUGGGCGUUGUUUUUUUUUUUUUUUUGGAGGUGGGUGGAGGCACUAUCUGAAAAAGGGAGUAUAUGAACCCCGUGAUAUUUAACUUUUUAUUUCAAUUUCUUCAGGAACAGUUAUUGCAAAACGGGAAAGAAGAAGACAUUUCUACAAUAACUCUUAAAGGUAACCUGCCAUCAACUGAACGUGUCGUUUUGGCCACGUUUACCGUAGACGAGAUUUUUCCGGAUUCAAAAAUAAUUCCAGAUCUAUUGCAUUUAGGGUUGCCGAAUUUACGGGCGUUUGCAUGUCCAUCUGUAAAUCCCAAAAAAAUUCAUUCGGAUAUAAAGGAUUCACCUAAAAUUCCAUUUAGAUUUAGGCCGAGACCUAUUCGGAGUUCGAUUCUCAAAACAGGGAUCGGGUAGAAUUAGUAAGGCUAAUAGUCGAGCUCAUAGGUUAGUCUUGUGUCUUAACGAGCGACUCGGUCGGUACACUACUUAACAAUUUACUGCUCUGGUGGUUUAUGAUAGCUGGAUAUUUUUCCAGUGUAAAUUGAAUAGCUAAUAUUAGAAAAACACGUGGAGAAAAUACUGAACUGGAAGACUGUGUCGGAGGCAAAGAAUAUGCCUUCGCAUUCCUCACUUGAGAAAAAAGUAUCAGUCACUCUUAAAGCUAUUUCCUAAAACCAAUCUUUUGUUGUUAAAGCUAGGGCGUGAAACCUAUGUGUACUAAACUGUUUCUGUCUUUACGUUACAUGUGCGUGGAGGGAACGUGAUAUCGGUUGGUUUUAUAUUAGUCAUUGUUUUAAGGGUAUAAUUAUGUAGAAAUCACUAAAGACGCAUCUGCGCAUAUUUUUCCGUAGGGAAGAGGUUAUCCGAUUGGUUUACUAUCAAAAAAAGAGCAAAAGCAAUCAGGAGAAUGCCGGUAGUCGAGGAGUUCCUUAAAGUGAGUGACGUUAAGAGCAAAAAACAAUUUAAUUUGUCAAUAUUUUGAAAGGUAGAGGCUUUUUCGCUUACCCCGGGUACUAGAGGUUUUUUCUCUGCUGUUGCGGGAUACUCAGGUGUCCGAAGUCCGAAGCCGCGAGAAAAAAAACUUUAAAUACUUUACAGAAACCGGAAACCGCGCUGGAAGAGUCUCUGGUACCCAGGGUAUUUUUCUCUAAAAAGCAUGUAGAAAUCAAGCAGUCAAACAAAAAGACAAAGAAGGCCACCUGGAAGGCGAAGGGACACGGUCUUUUUUAUUGUUGAUAUUUUGAAAACGAACCUCUAAGUAACUUCGUUCUCUGGGCUUAUUCUUUUUCCUUCGCAUUUUAUACUGGAAAAGCCUUGGUGACGAGGCCAUUAGAUUUUGUCUAUUCUUUGUACUUACGGUUACUGAGAUAUCAGUAACUAAAGCGGUUUUGUAUUCUCGAGCUAUACGGACUUAACAACAUUCGCCUCUUUUAUUUUUUCUAAUCUCGUCCCAGGGCGUGGUUCAUCUUCCGUUGCACAUCUCUGAGUCGGAUGCAGUGAUAACCUUCUUUCUUCCGCUGCCUGAAGAUCUCAUUGGGAUAGACCACGAAGAGAAAGAGUAUGUGACAUAUUAACACAUCUGAGUUGUGCCUUGGUUCAAUUAAAUGGUUGUAUUGGAAAUCAAACUCGUCCUCGGGACUUUCCGGCCCUAUCUGUUUUAAAACGAAAAGCCCUGGGGACGAGGUAAAGAAAAUAAGUGCAGUCAGUCUCCCUGAGAGGACACCUGCCUAAAACAGACACCCAGAGUACAUUUACGUCCUUUCCGUCCUUCAUUAAUUUUAAUUCUCUCCCUCUCUGUGUCGUGGACAUCUCGUGAACACGGACAAUCGGUGUAGGAGUCAUGGGUGUCCAAACACUAUUACCUAUGUCUUGACCACAGAAAAAAACUUUUUUGGUCGAAUAUUCGUAUCUUAGCAGUACGGAUUCGCAUACGAGGAUCAUAAAUUACCCCCUCGUUCAAAUUAUAUUAACAUAUUUUUGACAUAUCAAAGACUGUCUUUCUUAUUUUUGUUUAUGAUCGAGACGUAACAUAAACAUCUCUUGUUGUUUAUAACCAAGAAUUCCCAAAUUCGUUUUCAGGAUGCAUCAGAGUAUCGAUGGCCUAAAACGUGGAUCACAGAAGCCCAAACGUAAGAUUUUGUCUCCUCUUUCCUGACCUAUAAGUGUGAUAUUACUAAUAAUCUUGAUUAUGGAACCGCGUUCGUCUUAUUCUACGAGCAUGACAUCUGCACGAAAACGAGACUAAAGGAAACGAAAACAAGUCCAAAGAAGUCCAGCUUCCAGCGGCCGAGAUGCCCCUGAAAAAAAUUAAUAGGGGCGACUAAUCGGCAGUCGCCCGUGGUAACUCGAAAAUUUCUACCUUUGUGACACAGGAACACCAGAUUAGGAUGCGUUCUGACGAACGCGAAAACUACCCCGAGUAUAAGGGAGUCCCGGUGAAUUCUCAGUUUUGACCCUAGAUCCCCUGUGAUUGGCUGAGAAAUCUCGUCACACUUUUUCAGCCAAUCAGAUUCAGAAGAGGUAACUAAAGACCACAUACUCACCUGGUCGUGCGCUUUUUUCUGCACCUUUGGCGUAGAUACUCUGCGUUUCUUAAUGUUAUGGGGCUACUAAUACAUUGCAGGGUCGUCAAAUCAUGAACGAAUUAACGAUGAAAUACUUCUCAUACAGGAGAGUACCGAUAGUCCUCGGUCUCCUUAGAUACAGUUAAGGAAUCAUAAGACGGACAUCUUUCGAGGUAUACUGUUUGUUAGUAUCGAGUUCAGGAAGAAUACCUUUAAGCAAGUUUAUCUUACACGGACAAUGAUGGUGAUGUUAUUGUUGUUUUGCUCUACAGAUAGAUGCAUACAUCAUAUUUCGGAGCCAAUGUUGGUUGAACAGUAUGUGGUUAUCUGUGAUUACGUCAAACAAGAUGAAAGUGAUAUUAGUCUAAAAUCAGGGAACGUGGUGGACGUCAUCGAAAAAUACGAACACGGUGAGCAAUGAAGAGGUAUACGCUGAAUCUUUUUUACGAGUAAAGGAAUUAAUUUUUUACCACAGUAAUCAGUUUGUAGGUGUUAUUGACCAGAGAUGAGUUUAACCUAGUACACGGGAGAAUCGGCCAAUUUUUUAAUUUUCCUUUCUUUGGCUCGCAAUGUCGGGAUGAUUCCUGGCUUAAGUAAAUUGAGCAAGUAAUUAAUUAAUUAACUAAGUAUUGUAAGUACGAAGUACUAUGAGUAAGUACACUGUAAGUCUUGACCGAGAGGAAGUCGAUAUCUUGUCCGAACAAGCUAUAUCAAUGAAGAAUGAAGAAAAUCUGUUCAUACGGUGAGAGCGGGCAAUCCUGACAAACUGGAAAUGAAAUUGUAAAGCUGGUUCUCAAGUAUAAACCUUUCUGCUAUAAGCUUUAUCACAGCCAUAUUUUGCUAAUUGUAGUAGGCUAUAUAUGUUACCUUUUUUUCUCAAGGUUGGUGGUUUGUGGAUCUUGAUGGCGAGGUAGGUUGGGCACCAGCUUCGUAUCUGGAGCCCAGGGACGGCAGCGAGGAUGAUCAAGUCCUAGAAGUGUUUAAGGAAGGAGAAGGUAAGUAAAAUACAGAAUUCUUUUUUUUUUCCUUAAAAGCAUUUUAUUACACCAAACAGCUAAAUUCAGCCACAUAGUUUGAAUGAAAACUGUUUGUAGACAGAAAUUAGUGAUGGCAGCGUCAACGUAUGAGUAUACAGGUAUAUACAGCUGUACAUAUUCUGCACAGCCAUGCUUACAUGAUAUGAAAGGGUAAGAAGAGGGGUGGCAGGGUAAGGUAACUUUAUAUAAACUAGAGGUAAUCAUUGAUUGCGGAUCCGCGUUAGUCACUUGCGGAAACAAAAUCGAGUCGAAAGGAGUCCAGUUUCCCGGCCGAGAUCCCCCUGAUAAAAUUAAUAGAGGCGGCUAAUCGGCAGUCGCCCGCGGAUAGCUCGGAAAUUGCUACCUUUCUGCCACAGGAACACCAGAUUAGGACGCGUUCUGACGAAUGCGACAACAUGAGAGGUUAAAAAAAUGAUGAUUAAGUGAAUUGUGCCCAGCAACUUAGGUUUUUUAGUCGAUCAAGUCGGGAAACUUCGUUGUAGACUGAGUUACAACUGUAAGUAGGAAACGAUAGAAAACUAUGAGUAGCUGGUACAGGGUGAGGUAGUCGAUCCAAGCUCCUUGAAAUCGUAGAAAUCUGGUUAAUCGAAAUCAACUAUAUAUAUGUCGACUUUCCAAGCCUUAGGGAUAAAGCCCUGGAAACGAGGUUGUUGUUGACCUUGGAAGUUUUUCAAUGAAAUCCCGUUUUCAUUCGACAAACAAUCGACUAGAAAUGGACUAGAAGCCAAUUGCUCGUUGAAAGAAUUCAGAGACGCAAAUGUUGCUUCUUAUUUUCUAUUUAUGGGCGCUCUUGCCUGUCUUUGAGCCUUUUCUAAAAUGCUCUUUGAUAUCUCACAGAGGAAACCUAUAUCACCAUGGCAGGAUACGAGCCUCAGUUAGAAGAUGAGGUUAAUUUUGAUAUGGGGAAGAUUGUUAAAGUUAUUCAGAAAAAUCUUGACGGAUGGUGGCUUAUCAAGUAAGUGCUUUAUUCGCUCCUGGGCUCAUUUGAGUUGUUAUUCAGUUGUUAGGAUGAAAAUGCAGAGGAAAUAUAAUUGAGGCACGCAGAUAUAUAGGCGCACAGUCAUACCACUUUUAGCACGUAUUUGCUUUUUGAUUCCUCACUAAGGAAAAUGCAAGACGUUUCUUUGGUUUAAGAGCGGAUGUCAGUAAAUAUCGACCAGAGGUCUACAAAAGUGAAAAAUCGAAAAUUCUCAAAAACAUUCACAAAAUAGCACUAGCUAAGCUAUUAACAUAAAUGUAAUUUUUACUUCGAUCCGAUAAUUAUUUUCCACGUACGGGGGGGUUAUUGGUUUCGCGGCUCUCGGACUGGGUUUUCCAGGCCCGAGACCAUGUGUCACAAAAAAAUCGUUUUAAAAUUCAAAUCCAUUGUAAUGUGGACAACAAUAACUUAUUCAGAAGAGUACUUAAUUGCACAUAUUCUAAGUGGUGAUUUACUCAGUUUGAACGAAACAGUGAUAUUUUGGAGAUUUUUCAUUAUUUUCAAUAUUUUGAACGUUUUCGUUCAAUGAAAAAAUGGCAAAUUUCAAAGCCCAAAAUCGUCGACUGGUACCUCGAUUUCAGUAACGAGUCUUAUACCAUGUUAAAGAGCGUUAUCUCUUCUUUCAAAAUCUGUUUUCAAAACUACGGGCAACUUAAAAGAAAAUUUUUGAGGCCAAAAAAUACAAGUAGUACUUUUCUGAAAUUUGAGCUUUCCAGACGCGGCGGGCCGAUGCUAAAAACUUGGAAAAAUACAGUAAGAAAUCAGUUUGAGCAAUAGUGGUUUCAUGUUAUCAGCUUUCAGAAACCAAGACGUGUUUAUACAGCGAUCUGAUAUAAAUUAAUGCCGUUUGCUAUCAAGAAAGGCAGAUUUAAGCUGUCAACUCCUGCCAAGUGCACCAGUCACGUGAAGUUGUCAAAGGGAGGGCAAAGCACUAAUAUUAAAAAGUCUUAAAAUUCAAAACGUUUUACGUCCAUGAAAUCAGAUUUUAGCGUACAAAACAAUGUUGUGAAUGUCUGUUGUUCGUACCUUAGCAUGGUGUUUCCAUAUAUUGGAAAUGUCAAGUAUCCACACGGGAGAACAUACCAAACAACAACGUUUCAAAUCCAAGCGCCGAAAGAUCGUAAACGGCAAAGAUUGCGUUACAUUUCACAGAACGACCGCUUACCACUGUUGUCACUCCUUUUUUCGCUGGAAGCUACGAGGAGUUUUCAUUCCGUCAUGAGUGAUUCUUGAUCAGCGUUUCCUUGAAAGUACGACCCCGGACAGGUGAUAACUGAGGACGUUUCGUCAAGACUCCUGUUGUUCAGUUUCAGGCUUUAGCAGGUGCGUAGUCAGGAUUUUUCCGGAGGUACGCCCAACUUUUUCUACAUCUUCUUCCCCCCCCCCCCCCCCCCCCCCCAAAUCUCAACAUUUUUUUAAGGUGCCUUUAUUAAAGGUGGGGUUAACGGUUGUAAGCAAAAGCAUUUUUGCUGUUUAUGAAAUGACACAACCUCUAAAAUUCUUUAAUUCUGUCGGCUUGUUAUGUUCAUUGACGUCAACCGUUUAUCAUUAAUUCAGCUAUUAAAAAUCAAGCUUGUAGUACCUCCGACUUUAGUUUACAAAUGACUCUUUUUACCCCUUUUUGUCACAUUAUUUUUGACCGACAAAAGCACCACACAUUGACGUAAUUGUGCCCUACUUCGUCUACUCCGAAGACAGGUCGUGGAGAAAACAACGCGUUCACGCUUUACAUCAUCAAGCUUGCUAUAUAAAUAAAUCAUCCAAGAUUCGGUUCUCCAAUUAAUGUCGUCGCUUCUCUGGAAACCGAUUUUUUUUAGUUAUGUUUAUUUCAUUCUAUUUUUUUCCUCAACGUUUUCGGGUACGCACGUGCAAACCGUGCGUACAAGUAGCUACGCCCCUGUUUAGUCUCCUUAGCCCUGAGCGUUCCUCUCUUGCGGUUUUCGCGGGAGUUCAGGAUGUGGUCCACCCAGUAUUUCACGUCUCUUUUAAAUGAGAGGCAGCACUUCUUGUUUACCGUUUCGUUAUCAGACAGCGCUUAGGCUCUUAGCCUUUCAUUUAAUUUUGAUCAAAUUUUUAUCAUUUAGUUACUCAGUAUACGUUCGAUCCUGUCCUUGUAAACUUAUACUUUUAUACUUUAAGGGAGCUUAAUACCUAUAUUAAUUUUUUCUUCGUUUAGUGUCGUCCAAAAGACCCAGUUUUUUGGCAUUUUUUAAAAAAGCAAGAAAAAGAAACGACAAGGUUUAUUUUUUUUGGACUUAGAUUAAUUCUUUUAAUCUAAAAAAUUAGCAUUAUAACAUCAUUUCGAGGCAUAAAACGUUCGGUGGUGUAUCCUCUUUGCUUUUUACCCUUUUUGGGCCUUUUUUUUUUGAAAUUGACCAUCAAAUUUUCCGCCAUAUUGAGUUUGUGUCGAUUUGGUGACCAUGUCUUGUUGUUUUCAGUCUCCACGGCAAUGAUGCUGGUGUUUCAGGCCUCCCGUUCUCAGAUUUCUUGUGAUUUUUUUUUUCACCCCACCGACCGACCCGCCCAAAACCAGGAAACCUAUUCGACGCUAAACGAACGAAAAGGGGAUGACCUAAGCCUUAUGGUUUCUUUUUGGGCUUCCUCACCACAUUGCUUCUGCGUGUUUCUGUAUACUUGUCUUUUGCUUUGUUUUGUUCUUUUUUGUCGGUAAAAUAAACUGAAACUGUACAAAGACCCUCAAUAUUCCCUUUGGAGGUUCUCGAACGCGCAUAAAAAAAAUGAAAAACGCGAUGAUUUAUUGACCGCAAGGGCAAUGGGGUGGGGUUAGGGCUCGUUACUGCGCUCCGGUUCACUCGUACGCUGUCAAAUGGUCCCGAAAUACAAAAUGAAAAAUGACUGUGGACAGACUAUUCACGUCUAGACAUCAAGCAUCUUUUAAGAUGGGACUUAUCGCCUCUCCCUGUUCAUGGAGUUGAUUCAAGGUGUUGACGUUAAUUUCGUGAUGCCCUGCAUGUUGCCAGGACAUGUUUCAAAAGGGCCUUUCCAAAGGUACGGAGUCCGCCGUCACCUUGUCAACCGUGCGAGAAAUGAUGUACUUCACAAAAACAAAGAGAAGUUAUUUUCGAUUUGCCCCGCCCCCUACCCCCGAAAGUCCCCGACAGGACCGCUUCAAAGUACUCCCCAUGUGGUUGCGCGGGGGAUAGUAACAGGUCUACCUAAUUGCACCGUGCAUCAAUGACAGUUUAGCUCAAUCAGAAGCCCCUUUUCCCUGGCUAGUUCAAGGUGUGUGCACCUCCUUUAAGCUGUUGUUUUCGGUUCUUACUGAAAUUUUUGAUCUUGAGGAAAUUCACAACGACAGGAGCAGGUUAUGGGCUUUUUUCCUAGCCCUAAUCCUACAUCACGGGAAAUCCCUCAGGUUAGGCAAGAAUUCGAUAAUCCUUCCAUAAUCAUCCAUUUUUUCACCGCGUGAAUUGGGUAUUUUUAGCUUAUUUCGAGGAAAUACUUUUUGCUUCAAAUCCAGGGUGGGCUUUUAAACACAUUUUUUAAGCCAAAUGGUUUUUGCGAGAAUCUGCUUACCCGAACUUUUCGCAUAAAAAACGACAAAUACCCGAAAAAAGCUCAUGUUGUUGGUGGUGGUGGCAUAUUUCCGAUAAAUUCAGCUCAAUGUCUCGUGAAGAAGAGUUCAGAUCCGUGCCGCGCGCCUCUCGAGGCAAGCGUUCCGUCGAAAUGCGAGCCCAAAAACAGGUGGUAAGCGGUCAAUCUGUGAAAAGUAACGCAAUCUCCGUCGUUUGAGAGCAGCCGAAGAUGCUCUUGCCGAUGCUGUCCUUGAUGUUUUUUAUUUCCAGUAUCUAGGAAACCCAUGCUAAGGUAUGAAACAUACACUCGUAGGCAUUGUUCUGUCCGCUAAAGUCUAAUUCCUGGACGCAGAAACGUUGUGCUUUUUGAAGUUUAUUAUUGUGCUUUGCCCUUUGACAACCUUACGUCACUCGUGCGUUUGGUAGCAGAAGAUGGCUAAACUCUGCUUUUCUUGUUGGAAAACGGCUUUAAAUUUUAUCAGAUCGCUCGAUAAACACGUGUUGGUUUCUGAUAGCUGAUAACGUUAAAUCACUGUUGCUCAAACUGAUUUCUUAUUGCAUUUUUCUGAGUUUUUAGCAUCGACCCGCUGAGUCUGGAAAGCUCAAAUUUCAGAAAAGUACUACUAGUAUUUUUUGGCCUCAAACAUUUUCUUUUAAGUUGCCCGUAGUUUUGAAAACAGAUUUUGAAAGAAGAGAUAACGCUCUUUAACGUGGUAUAAGACUCGUUACUGAAAUCGAGGUACCAGUCGACGAUUUUGGGCUUUGAAAUUUGCCAUUUUUUCAUUGAACGAAAACGUUCAAAAUAUUGAAAAUAAUGAAAAAUCUCCAAAAUAUCACUGUUUCGUUCAAACUGAGUAAAUCACCACUUAGAAUAUGUGCAAUUAAGCACUCUUCUGAAUAAGUUAUUUGUUGUCCACAUUACGAUGGAUUUGAAUUUUAAAACGAUUUUUUUGUGACACAUGGUCUCGGGCCUGGAAAACCCAGUCCGAGAGCCGCGAAACCAAUAACCCCCCCGUACGUGGAAAAUAAUUAUCAGAUCGAAGUAAAAAUUACAUUUAUGUUAAUAGCUUACCUAGUGCUACUUUGUGAAUUUUUUUGAGAAUUUUCGAUUUUUCACUUUUGUAGACCUCUGGUCGAUAUUUACUGACAUCCGCUCUUAAAUUUGGAGAUCUCCCCGAGGCAAGCAUGCUACAGUACUCUCUUGCGAUACAGUCAGUAUAUAGAGAAUAAUUCAAAGAGAAACUUAAAAUGUGUUUUCCACCAGGGUGGAGGCCUUAACGAAAGUUUGGGUAGGGUGUGGUUACUUAGCCCCUUAAAUCCUUAUGCAGCAAAUACCUUCAUUUUUCUACCCUUCUAAAAAAAAUCGCCCCGGCUUAUAUGAGGCAGUUGUCUUAGCUAUUCACAAUUUAAACAUGGUUGGUUAAAGUGGAAUGGUUGGAAAACCCAUUGUUAUAGGUUUUUGUUAGCUUUUUUGGACCUGACCGUGCACAACGUUCAAUAGCAAUUCUAUCAUUUUGAAGUUAUUGACCAAUAGAAACAUUGCCUUAAUUUAUUCAGUCAUAAUUUGUGAACAGAAAACAAAGGAUUGUGCACCGUCAGAAAGAUUACAACCAGGGGCGUAGCUAGGGGGGUCCUGGGGUGCCCGUGACCCCCCCUUGAUAGGCCUUCUUUUGAGCAAACAACCUACAAUAUUCAGGUAGCGAAAACGCCAUGACAAUAUCUUGGUCGUAAAAGCCAUUGUUGAAAAGCCCAAUUUUUUAAAAUUUGUUUCUUUGUGAAGUAUUUUCGUCAACGGCUCUUGUCUUUAGUUAAUAUGGGCGUAGAGGUCGACAUAACAAUCUGGUGAGUAGCCUCUGUGACACCCCCCUUCGAAAAAUCCUGGCUACGCCCCUGACAACAUAACCUAAAGCACCAUUGUUUGCAACUUUGAUGUUUGACGGGUCUCCUAACCAGUCUCCGUUACUAACUAUGAUCUAAAGAAGUAGUGAAAGUGACACCAGUCUUUCUCUGCAGGUUCGACGAUCAGGAGGGUUGGGCGCCAUCAAUGUUCAUGAGAGAAAUCGCCACUUCGCGUUACAACGAGCGAGAAAAGGGGAAGCAUAAGGCCAGGGCCCUGCUUAGAGAUCAUACCCGGAAAUACAUCACAUCUGGUAAGAAAAAUAAAGGUCACAUAAUGGAUAUGGAGUAAUUGGGUCAUCUAAGAGGAAUAUUCUCCUCUAAAAGUCAAUUACAAGUGGUUUUCUUGAUAUUUUUUUCAGAAAUUAAACUCCCAUAUGAAAAUUCUAUUCUCCCUCUCCCUUUCAGGCAGAAGAAACACUUGGAAACCACCCCAAAGAAAAAGGAGUGUUGUAAGUAUACACAUACUCCACUCAGUGAUAUUGGUAUUUUAAGUAAUCUUAUUGGCUCACAAUAUCAGAUUACUACUUGAAUUAUUAUUUAAAUUGUACAGAAGGGCAUGGAGGUAUUAAAUGCUAUUGAAACCUUUUGGUGAGGAAGGUAUCCCAUUCCGUCUCAGAAUAAAAUAAAAUAGAUGGAUAAGAGUAGGUUUCUUUUAAGCGGAGAAAGCAAUCAAUCUCUCUCAGUUUAGAUAAUACCUUGCCUCUCUUACGAUUUUUUAUUGGUCAAGGCACAUAAAAAGCCUAAGACGUAACGGCUCCUUUUCGUUUGGUUAACUCUGUAGGUCCUAAUGUUAAAUUUUAAAAAUAUGUUUACAUUGUCCUCUAUACAUUUCACACUGUGCUAUUGUAAUGUACUGGGUUUCACGUAUUUAGAAGGCGAAUUCGAACAGUAAAACGUAACAAGCAUGUCCGGCUAAGCACAUGGUAAAACAAUGAACGAACUACGCACGCGCAAAGUACGGGAUAUAAUCGCUACUGAGAAUAAUUUGUUAGGUCUAAGACCAGGAGACAGCAUUUUGGGUGCGAAAAGUUUUGAACCCAUGAGUCAUUUCAUAGGUACAUUGAGCAUGAUCGUCCGGGUGAUCCUAGUCCUGAAUAGGACUGUUAUUGACAGUGACUGACGUNCGGAGAAAGCAAUCAAUCUCUCUCAGUUUAGAUAAUACCUUGCCUCUCUUACGAUUUUUUAUUGGUCAAGGCACAUAAAAAGCCUAAGACGUAACGGCUCCUUUUCGUUUGGUUAACUCUGUAGGUCCUAAUGUUAAAUUUUAAAAAUAUGUUUACAUUGUCCUCUAUACAUUUCACACUGUGCUAUUGUAAUGUACUGGGUUUCACGUAUGUAGAAGGCGAAUUCGAACAGUAAAACGUAACUAGCAUGUCCGGCGAAGCACACGGUAAAACAAUGAACGAACUACGCACGCGCAAAGUACGGGAUAUAAUCGCUACUGAGAAUAAUUUGUUAGGUCUAAGGCCAGGAGACAGCAUUUUGGGUGUGAAAAGUUUUGAACCCAUGAGUCAUUUCAUAGGUACAUUGAGCAUGAUCGUCCGGGUGAUCCUAGUCCUGAAUAGGACUGUUAUUGACAGUGACUGACGUUUCGACAGCCUAUGCAGUAGUCAUCUUCAGAGUUAAAGUGAGUUGUAUCACGUCAGUUGAUGAUAUUGAACUCUGGUUAUUGACCUGAUUGGUCAAUAAAGGUUCGCGAUGUUGGGUGACCAUUGUUGAUAUUAUUGACAUUAUAAAAUCACUUGAUGAGUUGUGAGAGGGUUAAGCAUGAGAGAGUUUGUCUUCUUUUAAACAUACUUUUCACAUUUCUCUCCUCAGAAGAGAACUUACCCAGGGCAUGGAACCAACCAAACGGGAUCUACUCGCUCCGCUGCUACACCAACUUACGUAAAUUUAAAGUUUCACGAGGCCACUAAAAGUGAAGUACCGGGUAAAGGACGAACCAGAGGGAAACUAGACCCCAAUGAAGUACGGACUAGCGCCAGACUUCAGCCAAUAGAUGACAUGAAAAAUAAUACGAAAGAUACCUAUGAAAACAGUAUUGAAUUAUCAAAACCAAGGCCCUUGUCGUUAGUAGCAGAAGAGGCUCCCGAAACUGUGUCCCGAGGGACAAGUCCUAUUCCCAGCCCAUUGUUGGUGCAUCAGGAUUCAAACAAUAGCAGUACUUCUUCUAGUGACCAUGUCUUUCGCUCGAUACCCUCGAGUGAAUUUCCGUUCACACAGACUAGUGAUAACGACCCAUUCAAGGAGGAUAACCAAGAACCUGAGCCAGAGUCUAAUCCCGCACACGAUGUCAAUGAUUCAGAGAAUGAAGCUGUUAAGGACAACCAAGACAUAAGUGAUGAAGACGAAGGCGACGAGUACACAGAAAACAUGCCGGAACUGGUCAAUAACAGAAGGUUUUACGCAAUGGGGUCAUACAAAAAACAGGAUGAAGAGGAAGUGAAUUUGCGAGAGAACGCUGAGGUGGAAGUGCUAGAGGAAGAUUCAGGAGGUUGGUGGCUAGUGAGGACAUCAAGUCAUUCUGUAGGCUGGGCACCUUCAAAUUUCUUGGAAAAGGUUCAGAGUUUGAGCAGAGUUGAGGAUAAUUCUGAUGAGGAUGAAUUGCCGGUUGAAAAUAACUAUCAUGAUAAUUUACCAACCCGCCCGCCAAAAUCGCCCAGAGUUCAAAAGAUGGCGCGUGACAUGUGCAUCGAGAAGAACUUUUGGAAUUAUAUUCGCAAAGGUAAAGGCAUGGAAACUUGUCCAAUUAACCCACAGGAGAUAAUGUCUGAAAGCUCUAGUGAGGUAGAUACCGGGAAUUAUCAACCUGCCGAGGAGGCGGAAGGCAAUGAAAGCGAGGUAAUGGUCUUUACAUUUGACGAUUAUGAAUGCGAUCCCGAUUCUAAGGUUUGCUUCAGAAAAGGUCGAAAAAAGGAUGGAAUGAAAUAUUUUCCCUCGAAUAAAAUCGUGGCCCAUGAUAACAAUAUGAAUAUUUUGGAAGAAAACAACAAUGUAAUGGAAAGAUCGGAAAGUGUACCAAGUUUGGCGGAACCCGAAGAUUUUGACGAUCACGACUACGAGUUUAUAGAAUUAUAG